Messenger RNA from Zootoca vivipara (common lizard), 1974 nucleotides. NCBI's taxonomy places the organism in Eukaryota, Metazoa, Chordata, Lepidosauria, Squamata, Lacertidae. The record is from RefSeq and is a predicted model, not a curated record.
AUGGCCCUGGUUCUGCUGCUGCUACUGCCUUAUGCAGACUGUGUGAUGCAAAAGACAAGGUGCCCUCUUACUUUGGAAAGGGAUGGAAUAGACUCAGCUAAUUAUUACAAGCCAGGAGACCACCUCAUUAGCGGGGUCAUCUCUGCCACAAAUACUUUAUUUCGAGCUCAUGUCUUCAACAGCCCUCCCUCUACCAGCUUUCUUUGGAAAGGAACCACAAAAUACUGGCAGUUCUUGUCCUUUGCAUUUGCCAUCCAAGAGAUCAAUCGGAAUCCCAAGCUCUUACCCAACAUCACCCUGGGCUACAGCAUCCAUGAGAACUUUUUUGAUGGAAGGGUGACCUAUGAUGCCUUGCUGGACCUGCUGUCUCCUGGGCAGGCAAAUAUUCCAAACUACAACUGUGGAAGACAGACUAAUGCAUUCACUGUUUUGGAAGGGGCUAACUCUCAAAACUCCAUCUGGAUUUCAAGCUUGCUGGGCACCUAUAAAAUCCCACAGGUCAGUUAUGCUUUUGUCUCUAAUGUUCUAAGUGAUAAGAAGCAGUUUCCUUUUUUCUACCGGAUGGUCCCCAAAGAAGAAGCCCAGUACCCAGGAAUUGUCAAGCUGCUCCUUCACUUCAGAUGGACAUUGAUUGGUCUCAUUGCUCCAGACACUGACGAUGGAGAGAGGUUCAUGAAGACCUUGACACCUGUGCUCACCCGAAGUGAUCUCCACCCUUUCCUAGGAAAUUCCCAGUUCUACAACUCUUCCAUCGACUCUAUGUAUUUGGACGAGAACGGGGAGCUGGUAGCUGACCUGGACAUUGUGAACUGGGUGGUGUUCCCCAAUAAGUCCAUCCUCAGAGUGAAGUUUGGGAGUAUCGACAGACAGGGAUUGCCAGACCUGAAGUGCACCAUCGACCAGGAUGCCAUUGUGUGGCCUGAGUGGCUCAAUCAGACUCUUCCUACUUCCAGGUGUGUGGGAAGUUGUGAGCCUGGAUUUGUCAAAGUGAUUCAGGAAGGAAAGCCAAUCUGUUGCUAUGACUGCAUCCCCUGUGCAAAAGGGACGAUCUCUACUCAGGAAGAUGCAGAGUUUUGCACCAAGUGUCUAGAAGAUCACCAUCCCAACAAGGCACAGUAUAAAUGUGUACCCAAGAUAAUCAUCUUCCUCGACUAUGGAGAAUAUUUAGGGAUCCUCCUAACUUCCCUUGCCCUCUUACUGUCCUUAACCACAGGGAUUGUGCUAGGAAUCUUCAUCAAAUACCUUGAUACUCCCAUAGUCAAAGCCAACAACAGGGACCUCUCCUACAUCCUCCUUGUAUCCCUCCUGCUUUCCUUUUUGUCCUCUUUCCUCUUCAUAGGCCAGCCAAGGAAAAUGACUUGCUUUCUCCGACAAACAGCCUUCAGCAUCAUCUUCUCAGUCGCAGUCUCUUCUGUGUUGGCUAAAACCAUCACUGUAGUGCUGGCCUUCCUGGCCACUAAGCCAGGGAACAGUAUGAGGAGAUGGCUGGGGAAACGUCUGGCCAACACUGUAGUCAUUUCUUGUUCCACUGUCCAAGUUGCUAUCUGCACCUUAUGGCUGGGACUUUCUCCACCGUUCCCAGAGUCUGACCUGCACUCCCACGCUGGAGAGAUUGUCUUGCAGUGCAAUGAAGGAUCCAUUGCCCUGUUCUAUAGUUCCCUCGGUUACAUGGGUUUCUUGGCUGCCAUCUGCUUUGUGGUGGCUUUCCUAGCUAGGAAGCUGCCUGGGGCUUUCAAUGAAGCCAAGCUGAUCACCUUCAGCAUGCUGGUCUUCUGCAGUGUUUGGGUGUCCUUUGUGCCCACCUACCUGAGCACCAAGGGGAAAUACAUGGUAGCCGUGCAGGUCUUCUCUAUGUUGGCCUCCAGUGCUGGGCUCCUGGGCUGUAUCUUCCUUCCCAAGUGCUACAUUAUUCUACGCAGGCCUGAUCUGAAUACAAAGGAGCACCUCACAACGAAAACUAAAGAAGGCAUCUGA